AUGCGACACCUGCUCUGGUUGCUGCCUCUGUUCCUGUUGGCAUGGCCAGUCCAGAGCCUAAAGUGUCACCAGUGCUUGGCAUCAGGAAAUUGCUUCCAGCCUACGUCUUGCAGGGCCGAUGCCCGAUACUGCCUGACGACCUGGAACAGUCCCCCAGGACAGAAAACGCUUGUUAUAAAGUCAUGUGCUUACACCUGCCCUGGCUUCCAAGAGAGCCUGAGUUACUCCAGAGCUUCCUGUUGCAACACAGACCUCUGCAACAGCUCCGUGAGCCUCAGUGCCAGCUGGGGGUUGCUGGUCCUCAGUGUCUGGGGUGCCUACCUCAUCAGGGCUCAAACUCCUAGCAACCUCAGAGAACCUGGGCUCUGUGCCACCACCUCAAGUGAGCAGGAUCCUUGGCGGACACCAGUGCUGCUGUGA
This is a messenger RNA of Ictidomys tridecemlineatus (thirteen-lined ground squirrel), 420 nucleotides long. RefSeq names its product lymphocyte antigen 6D. Gene Ontology annotation, biological process: lymphocyte differentiation. The record is from RefSeq and is a predicted model, not a curated record. NCBI's taxonomy places the organism in Eukaryota, Metazoa, Chordata, Mammalia, Rodentia, Sciuridae. Gene Ontology annotation, cellular component: cell surface.